Ilex paraguariensis (yerba mate) is the source of this 312-nucleotide messenger RNA. NCBI's taxonomy places the organism in Eukaryota, Viridiplantae, Streptophyta, Magnoliopsida, Aquifoliales, Aquifoliaceae. The record is from the annotation of a GenBank genome assembly.
AUGGUGAUGACAAAGUUGGGGAUUUUUUGCCAUCCGGAAGAUGAGAAGCUUCAGGAGAGGUUGGGUUCUGAUGAUGUUACUAACCUGUUUGAUGAAAAGGAGCCGAGUUUGGAGGAGGUGAAGGGAGCUUUCUAUGUGUUUGAUGAGAACAGAGAUGGGUUUAUUGAUGCCAUGGAUUUGCAGAGAGUUCUCUGCGCUUUGGGAUUGAAGGAAGGACUAGAAAUAGAGAAUUGUUCGGAGUUUGAGUCCGACUCCGGGUUCAGGUCAUGGGUUCGAUCUAAGUAUUAUGUAAAUAUUUGUGUGAAUUUUUAA